AUGUCCAAACCGAAAGUUCUUGUUGUUGGAUCUGGUGGUGUGGGUGCCAUCGGUGCCUUAUGCUUAUCUCUUAAUGGCAAGGCAGAUGUAACUCUAGUGGUCAGAUCGGAUUAUGCAGAAGUCAGCGAGAGUGGGUACACUAUUACAUCUGUUACUUAUGGCGAACACAAAAAUUGGAAACCACAUCACAUAGCCAGAUCUGUGGCGGAUGCAUUUGAGAGAUUUGGUGAAUUUGACUUUGUUUUAUUGACUACCAAGAAUAUUCCUGACGGUCCUGUGACAUGUGAAGAUAUUAUCAGGCCUGCAGUUACCUCUAAGACUGUAAUUAUUUUACUUCAAAACGGGCUUGGUAUAGAGAAACCCAUGAUUGAGCAGUUUCCACAAAAUAUAAUUUUAAGUGGUGUUUCAUUAAUUGGAUCUAGUAAUAUCAAUCGUGUUGUCUGUAACCUGCUUAAAGACCAAAUUUAUCUUGGGGCUUGGAAUAACCCAAAUAUUGAAAACCAUGAAGAGAAAGAGCAAUAUGCAAUUCGUGAGUUUACUAGAAUAUACAGUAAUGACAAGUAUAAUAAAGUCUUUUUUGACGGGAACGUGGAAAAGACAAGAUGGGAAAAAUUGCUCUAUAAUGCAGCUCUUAAUUCUACUACUACUAUUGUCAAUUUAGACGUAAGUAGGUGUCAAAUUGCGGGUGCAAAUGAUGAACUCUUUAGGCCUGCAAUGAGAGAGAUUGUAGCUAUUGCAGCCAGUGAAGGCGUUGAGAUAUCUCCAGAAACUAUUGAGAAAUUCGUUCAUAUUAGUGAUGGCCAAUUUUACAGUCCUUCAAUGUGCGUGGAUGCGAGAAAGAAGCAGUUGUUUGAAUCGGAAAUUAUUUUGGGAAAUCCUUUAAAGAUUGCAAAAGCAAAUGGAGUAGAUGCACCUGUAUUGAGGACUUUAUAUACCCUAUUAUCAAUGGUUCAAUUUAGAAUUAAAGAAGAAAAGGGUAUAAUCAAAAUCAAUGAAAGCGAAUAUAAAAAAUUGAAUUCAGACUGUUACCCAGAUAUGCUCAAGAAGUAG
Debaryomyces fabryi is the source of this 1050-nucleotide messenger RNA. RefSeq lists its product as uncharacterized. The record is from RefSeq and is a predicted model, not a curated record. Bases 1 to 1050 code for a protein of 349 amino acids. Gene Ontology annotation, cellular component: cytoplasm. Gene Ontology annotation, molecular function: 2-dehydropantoate 2-reductase activity. Gene Ontology annotation, biological process: pantothenate biosynthetic process. NCBI's taxonomy places the organism in Eukaryota, Fungi, Ascomycota, Pichiomycetes, Serinales, Debaryomycetaceae. The transcript has a single exon.